AUGGCCCUCAUACCUCUCUCUCUCUCUCUCUGUCUCUCUCUCUCAUAUUUGAUCGCUCCGUCAAGCAUUUCUCAUUGUUCACAUUACUUUAGUCGCCGAUUCGUGCACCCGCACGGACCAGCUAGGAAGCUGACCUAUAUGACUGCCUACAGUCGUCCUGGUUGGCUAGACUCGGCAUACUGGAAUAUAAAAAUGCUCAUUGAGAACAAGCAUACUCAAGUCAUCGACGAUGCAGUGCAGUCCGCGGCGAGAGCGGCCCUCAACCAAUUCCGUGAGCUCGCCGCCGCGGCGGGGACCUUCCCCGUCGGCUCCCGGGCCCGGCACCUGUCGACGACGACGACGACGACGGGAGCGAAGAGGUCGUCCUCACUUGACGAGAGUGCGGUCGCUGAUCGUGCCGCCGACGAGUUCCGCAAGGCCGAUCCGCCGGCAAAGCCGAGGCUGUACAUUGUGUAUCUAGAGCCAACGGCGCUCAACAAGGCCGACGUUGAUGUAUCCAAGAAGGCCGCCGAGCUGCACCACAGCAUACUGUCUUCUGUCGUCGGGAGCGAGGAGGAAGCCACGAGAUGCAUGGUGAGAAGCUUCGCAUAUUGCCAUGCGUUCUCGGCGAUGCUCACCGACUCCCGGGCCCACGCUAUUUCGGGUCUGCCAGGAGUUUUAGGCGCAAGUCCUAAUACUGUAUACCGUCUCAGUACUCCUACGAUGGAAGCUAAAGCAAUCAUGGAACGCGUGAGAGCUCCAAAUGCUGCUCGUCGUGAUGCUGAUCAGUACACCUACGACGGGAGCUGA
Miscanthus lutarioriparius is the source of this 789-nucleotide messenger RNA. The record is from the annotation of a GenBank genome assembly. Lineage: Eukaryota; Viridiplantae; Streptophyta; Magnoliopsida; Poales; Poaceae.